Messenger RNA from Myodes glareolus (Bank vole), 4297 nucleotides. RefSeq names its product PWWP domain containing 3B (gene Pwwp3b). The record is from RefSeq and is a predicted model, not a curated record. Gene Ontology annotation, cellular component: extracellular exosome. Lineage: Eukaryota; Metazoa; Chordata; Mammalia; Rodentia; Cricetidae.
GAAGCAGCUGCAGGACUGUCCAGCAGAGUAAAGGCUCUGUUGGGAAAGCGGCUGGGGUGAGACUCAAGACAGCCGGAUCGCAGGACCAGAGCACCACAGUUCACGUGGCUGAGGGGAGUGGCCUUCUGCUCGGCGUCAUUGCGGAGGCGGAGCCUUCUUGGAGCAGUGCCUGGGAGUUCUGCUCUGCCAGCCUUGGGGGAGGAGCCGCAUUUUACCAGGCUGCAGCUGACAAGAAGCGUCAAGCCUCGGCUGAUGUCAGAGGCUCAUGAGCUGUGGGAACUCUGCAUGUGAUUCGACUUGAGCCCAGAAAGGCAGUGUGACUACAUAUGUGCUCCCAACGGUGAAAGGGCUGCCUGGAAAUCAACUGGCUUGAGAGUCAAGACAGUUGGAUCACAUUGCAAGACAGUCACUGUCCAUGUGACAGAGGUAUCUUCCAGAGUUCUUAUUCAAACAACAUGUUCAAGUAUCCUGGGGACAUAUUUGUGGAAGAAAACAGUGCACAUAAACCAUAAACUCUUUGUGGCUCUAAACCAAAAGAAACUUUAAUAAGACUGUUGUUUUGAUAGCACUUGUAUUUUCAGACACAAGGUCAACCAAUCUUUGUAAUACUAACUACUUGGCACACUAAUCUAAAUCAUAAUGGAUGAUGACUAUGUCCUAUGUUAUUGGAAAGAACAGUUAUGGCCAGCAAAAGUCUUAUAUAGGUCUGAAACUUCGUCAACUAGUAAAAGAGAAAACGCAUUUUCUCUGGAAGUUCAAAUACUUUCACUAGGUGAGAAAAUUACGGUGGACAGCAGAGACACAAAAGUCCUAAGUAAAUCCGAGGUGGAAGAAAUUGUGUCCUCACUAGCAGUACAGUCAGAGGUCAGAGUUCUACCUAGGGAAGAGACAGCCUAUGAAAGAUCACUGAAAAUGGCGCUGGAAAUGGUGAAAGAGAUAACAAAUCAGAGCCAGGAAAGCAUGCCAGGUGAAGAAGACACCACUAGAGCAUCUGAAAGUGAACCACCGGAGCUGUCUGAUUCACCUCCCCCUAAAAAGUAUCGGAAACUGGAAAGCAGCCCCCAAGAAGACUCAGCCUCCAUUUUACUGUGCUCAGAGAGUGAUGAUUCCCUAGCUGACGAUAAGCUGCAGGUGUACACAGUUCACGAGGGUAUUCCAAAUGAAGAGGAUUCAAAGCCACCCCAAGCCUUCAGCUGGUACCCAGUUUACCCUUCGUUUAUAAACAAUGAUGAUGAUGAUGAUAAAAAAGAAGAAAAGAAAAAGAUUGACAUCUCAGCAAUUAUGUCUGUGAAUUUAUCAUUCAAAGAUGAAAGUGAAGACAAUAAAGAAGAAAAGUUCAUUCUGUCAGCAGACGAUCUGGUUGUAGCCAAAGAAGAGUCCCAAGGCAUCCAUCCAGAAGCCCCAGCAGGUUCACCUGAAUGCUCCACCUUCCCAGAGGAUUAUAUGGAAGAUCCUGGAGAGGGCCCAUCAUAUCUGAUUCCAUGCUUCUAUGGCAGCCAGAAUCAGUCUUAUGUGGAAUCAGAAAUGGGUGCUGAGACCUCCCCUGCAGGCUGCUCAGGGGACUCUCAGGUUUCACUUCCUGCCUGUAGUAAUCCAGUCAACAAUGACCUACUACUUCAGAGACUGAAUUUCCAAGAUCUUGAGGAAGAAGCUCGAGCUUCUGGCAAGCUACAGUCUCUAAAUCCUGUUAGUGCAGCUGCAAUAGACAAUGAUGAUGAGGACGAUGAUGAAGACCUUCCCCGCUUCAUUCUCUGCUACGAGACGCGUGCAUUUGAACCCGGAAUGAUAGUGUGGUUUAAAUAUCAAAAAUACCCAUUUUGGCCAGCAGUGAUAAAAAGCAUUAGGCGAAAAGAGAGGAAAGCAAGUGUGCUUUUUGUUGAGGCAAACAUGAAUCCUCAAAAGAAAGGUGUUAGAGUCUCUUUGAGAAGAUUAAAAAAAUACGACUGUAAAGAGAAGCAGGCACUAGUGGAGAAAGCUAGGGAGGAGUACGGUGAAAGCAUCGAUUGGUGUGUGUCACUGAUUUGCGACUACAGAGUUAGACUAGGUUGUGGAUCUUUUACAGGCUCAUUCUUUGAGUACUAUGCUGCUGACAUCAGUUACCCAGUCAGGAAAAUCAUCAAGCAAGACACCUUCAGAAAUAUCUUUCCAAAGCUACCUAAUGAAGACACAGGGGAGCAAAUGACUGUGACUUCCCAUGCCAAGAGAAUAUCUUUCCAGAAAAUCCUCCCUGACCGGAUGAAGCCUGCUCGGGACCGUGCUAACAAGAACCUGGUCGAUUUCAUUGUCAAUGCAAAAGGUGCAGAGAGCCAUCUCCUGGGCAUUUUAAAGGGCACAAAAAAAUCCAGAUGGCUGAAAUCAUUUUUGAAUGCCAAGAGUUUCACACCCUGUAUCGAAACAUACUUUGAAGAUGAAGAUCAACUAGAUGAGGUGGUGAAAUAUCUACAAGAAAUUUAUAAACAAAUCGAUCAGAAGAUGCUCACUCUGAUAAAAGGUGACAAAAUUAAGUUUAUCUUGGAAGUUCUUCUACCAGAAGCAAUUAUUUGCUCAAUUUCUGCUGUUGAUGGCUUAGAUUAUGAGGCAGCUGAGGCAAAGUAUCUCAAAGGACCGUCCCUUGGCUAUAGGGAGAGAGAAUUAUAUGAUUCCAAAAUCAUAUUUGAAAAGAGACGGAGGUCGUUAGCAAACGAAGCUCAGUAAUUAUGCCAAGAGUUUAAACCAUAAGGGAAGAUAGAGGAAACUUUGGAAAAGUUAUCAUCUAGAAUUUCCAACAUGUAAAUAUUGGCGAAAAUAUGUGCAGGGGAGGGUCUUUGAAUCACAAGUUCUUUUAUUUUUUGAAGAUCUGUGUGAUCUGCAGAUACCACUACAUCCAUCUUUAUUUUCUUGCACUUUUUCAGAAUCAGCUUUGUCAAUAUAUUUUUAGCAGUUUAAUUUUUUAAUACAUUUUAGAAUACAUAAUUCUUAAGCAAUUUAAGGGAAACUACUAUUUUGUUCUAUGAUAUUUUGUGUCUUUGCUGUAUAGGUAAAUGCAGUAUGCACAUUCAGUUUGAUAAAAUUGCACUGGUAUUAGAUUUUAAGCAAGAGAAUUAGAAAAGAUGUCGAAAACUAAUAUCAGUUAUAUAUUUUUUGCUCAAUUUUUUAAAUAAAAUACCGAGUUUUCUCUUAAGAUAGCUGAAUUAUUUUUCCUGUCAUGCCUAUUUAUUUUUUGGAAAAUUAUCUCUAAAUCAUAGAACCAAAGAUAGACUAAAUGUUGCUACAUGUCAUAACUAACCACAAUUGCUUUUGCCAGGAAACAAUCUAAAAUUAAAAAGUAUAUGGGUUAUCUGCAUGUAAUCUGUGUGUGUGUGUGUGUGUGUGUGUGUGUGUGUGUGUGUAUACAACAUCUCAGCAUGCAGAAAAUGACUUUUGGCAUCCAUGAACAGAAUUGUUCAUUUUACACUUCUCUGAAAUUGCAGUUUGAGGAGUGUCUGUCUUUUGAUGCUGAAUCGUUUUUAAAACAGAUGAACUUCUGGUUAUCUUCAUAAUUGUGAGUAGGUCUUAUUACUAUAGCUAUCUGAGCGCAUGUAGAAGACAGUUAUAAUUAGCAUAUCAACAGUCCUACCCCUCUACACUCCAGGGUUGCUGCUUCAACGUCUAUCUAGUUUGUAUAAACUAGAAAAAGCAAGCACUGUGUUCAGAAUCCUAUCUCCAGUUAGAAAUCCAUUUGUCUCAAACCAAGCAAGCUUUAGCACCUAGCUUAUGUAUAGAAUGGUUCCAAUUGGUUCCAAUAACAUAAAUGCCAACUGGUAAAUCAUUCCAACCUACUAGAUGGACCAGAAUCUGGAAAUUUGGAAAACAUGUUACAGCAAAAGUUCUUUACUUGCUACAUGUGGCAGUUAUUCUGUAUAUGGUUACGUAUACAAAAUCAGAUGUUCUUGUAACUUGAAACAAGAUUUUUUAUAAGUCUUAGAAAAGCUAGUAUAUUAAAAAUAACUUGAUGUGAAAAGAUGUAUUAAGGGCUUAAUACAAACCUGUCUACAUUUUUGCCUCCAACUUUCACUCUUGGGCUCUUCUUUUGUGUUCAUUUCACAUGGCUAUAUGUUUAUGUACAAUUUGCAAAGUUUUGGUAUUUGAUUUAUAAUGAAAACAUGGCAUCUUUCACCUUAGAUGUUAAUUUAGUUGUAUAGCAACACGGUGGUGGUUUGUGUAAAUUAAUAUAUGUACAUGCAUAUAUAUGCACACACACAAUUUAAAACUUUUGCUCAUUGUCAUCAUUUAAUUCUUGUUAUGAAUUGUCAUUCUAAAUAAAUGCCCACUUUCAUGA